AUGUCUUCUGGUAGUGGGACUACAUGUAGAGGCUCUAUGUCGGCGAAUCCUGGCUUUGGGAGGGCUGAUAGGAAAGUUGCGUGUUGUGAGAAGUGCGCAGCGACCCUUGUUGCUCUGAAGAAACAAGCUCUGAGCCUGGCUGUUCACCAUCACUACUCCUGCAAGGACUCAAGUGACCUGUCAGCAUUUCUUAAUGACAACCUUCGUGUCCAUAGUCGGUCCACCAUUGAAUCCAAGGACAGAGAGAGGGAGCAGGGCCAGUGUGCAGUCUGUGAUACAAACCUGAACCAGCUCAAACAAGAAGCCAUCCACCUGGCUCUGACCAGGGGUCAGUCAUUAGCUAAGCCUCCCUUUGAACACAGCCUCAGCACUGGCUCACUGCUGAGACAAAGUGAGCCAAAGCAUGGGGAUAGGGCUUCAACAGAAGCAUCCAUAACUAUGCAACAACCACCCUGUCGAAUCCAUAGUCCUCACAGCCAACAGAGCCCCAGAAAGCCUCAGAGGACCCAUCAAACCCUCAGACAGAGGGGGCCCAAACUCUACAACUCUGACAUGAACCGCUGGGUAGAGGAACAGCAGCAGCUGGUCGCUUCCAAAACCCUAUCCAACGCUGAUGGAGUCACCAUCUACCCUCACCAUCAGGCUGCAGAUGAUACAACACUGGGGUGUGGUGAUGCUGGGACUGUACAGACAAGCUCAAAGAUCCCUCACAUCUUCAGAGUGGUGACCAUUGCCAACACUGCUGCUAUGUCCUUUUUGGCCAGGGCAGCCGAGAAGCUCAACUUGACGUCAAGGAAAAAAUGCCAGGCUUCCGAUUCAGCUCCUGCGCAUCUUUCCACCUACUUCAGGGAGAUCAUCAAGAAAAACCCACCGCCCGUCCCUUCCUGCCUGCUCCAGGCUGCCACCAGAACCAAAGACUUACCCAAUGUUGGCAAGGUCAAAGUCUUGCUGAGGGUAAGCCCAACACUGUCAGGGGGCCAAGGCAAACCACCUAUUCUCCAGAUUGACCCAUCCAAGAAAAGAGUGACCAUAAGGGGACCAGUCAGCAAAAGCCAACCACCCUCUACAAUGAUACAAGGCAGGGAUGGCAAAAAUCUUGUGAAGACAUUCAUCUUUGAUGCUGCCUAUCCUCAAGAGUCAAGCCAGGCUGAGGUGUGUGCAGAGGUCUUAGCUGAUGUCAUCCGCUGUGUGCUCAGUGGCAUCGAUGGAUGUGUUCUGAGUUUGGGAUGUGCUGGUGUGGGCUCUGGGUCCACCAUGGUGGGGAGUGAUGACAGCAUCCAGAAGCUCGGGCUGAUUCCCUGUGCCAUCUCCUGGCUGUACAGUGCCAUUGAGCGGCGGAGGGAGAAGACCUGGACUGAUCUGACUGUAUCAGUGUCUGCUAUUGAGCUCUGCUGUGGAGAAGAGGACACACUGAGAGAUCUACUGGGGGAGGUUGUCCCGUCAUUAGGCGGUAUGCAGGACAGCCCGAGAGCCCGUAUUAGACUCCAAGACGAUCCCAUCCAUGGGAUACAGCUACGUAACCACAACCGGGUGAAGGCCCCCACUGCUGAGCGUGCUGCUUCCCUCCUGGACGCAGCCAUUGCAGCUCGUCGGCACAGUGACUUCAUUACAUACCUGUCCCACAGUUCCAUAAUGUUCUUCACUCUCCACAUCCAGCCCCCUCGUACAGAAAGCAGCACCACUGGCAAAGGUUCACGUGGCCCCACUAAGUUGACGAUGAUAGAUGUGUGUAUUGGUAUGAGGGGUACAAGCAAAAAUAAACCUCCUCAUUCUGAACUGGGCCCUGUUGUCUCGUCUCUACUAAGUGGACAUAAAACCACUCUCAACAAGGGUAGUAAGUUGACUAUGCUCCUUCAAGAGUCCUUGGGUCAUACAAAUUGCCACACUGCAGUGAUUGCUGAAGUUGCUGAUUCACUGGCACACCUUCAAGACACCCUAUCCACCAUCCAGCUGGCUUCUCGCAUUCGCAGGACACAGAAAAGGAUGAAGCAAUCCACCUCAUGCUCUCCUGGUGGAAGGAGUUUAACUAAAGAAAAGAGAGGGCCUCAGUCUUUGCCCCUGCGGGCGUUCCACUCCACUGAUGAGGUAGAUAUUGACAUCCAUCCUUUCCGUCUUCGUGGUGAACUAGAUGAGCAUUCCAGUAGUGACCAGUCCUGUGACACAGUCAUCCAAAUAGACUCAAAUGGCUUUGUCCAGUCUAAAGCAGCCCCAAAGCUGGCACAACCUAAAUUUGUGCCCAUCAUACCUUCUUUGCAUCCUAACAAGGCAGACUUGGAUGACCCGGAGUUUACCGCUCUCCUCCAAGAGCUUCUGAAAAUUCCUCAGCUGCAGGGAGAGAAGAAGAAUGAAAAAACUGUCCAAGGGCAUACUGAAAUGCUCAAACCAGAGCCACCAGAGAGGGAUUGUCUUAAAUGUGAAACAUUUGCUGAACUUCAAGAGCGUUUGGGCUGUAUUGAUGGAAGUGAGAUGACAAUGGAUGUGGUCAAGUCAAAAGGCUCUUCUAUUAACAAUGUCACAACCAAAUCACAAACCCAGAAAGAAGCAGGGAAACAGAGAGACACUGAAUCAUCAGAAGCACCACAGACCUCUGUUGGAAAAAAGCUAACAGAUGGUGCCUUCCCUGGAGACAGUUUUCAGAGAGAGGAUUCUGGUCUGUAUGACUGUGAGGAGUGCAGUGCAACCAGUUCCAGUGAGGAACUCCUGAAUCAAACUCUCUGUCUGAACCUGACCUGUAACUCGGAGAUUCCCAACACUAGAACGCUUAAGUCAGGUGAUAAGCUCCCUUCUCAGGAGUUUGAUGUGGAUGCCCAGGACAUUACCGUCCCCAGUUUCCUUGCACCUCAGCCUACAGGAAAACAGGAGAGUCUUGAAGCUGCUGACUGGUUCAAACCAGACAAAAGGACCUCACCAGUUGGCAAGAGUUCCCCUAUAUCUCCUUCCUCCUCCUGCUCCUCUACACACUCCCUGGCUACCAGUGUUAUAAAUGGGGGUGCCUUACCUAAUCACCCCACAGAGGAUGUUAAAGAAAUGAAGGCCACCAUCACAGUGACUGUUCAACAGCCACUGGACUUAAAAGGUCAAGAUGAACUUGUCUUCUCUAUGGUAGAGGAAGUGACCAUCAGUGGAGCUUUGAACAGAGGGAGGACAGGUGGAAACAUUAUUUGUAUCAGAGACACCGCCCAGUCACAGGCACAUGCUCAAGGCUCUUCCAGCUCUCAACCAAUCAGGAUAAUCAGCAAUGACAGUGAAGAAUCUGCAGCCACAGGUUCCUCUAAUACAACCAAAACCUCAAUUGUUCAGCCUGUAGCCACAGAUGCUAGCAUUGAAAAGUCCCAGUAUCAAUUCAGAAGGGAAAAAAAAUUCUUACCUUCAUUUAUUAAUCCCAUGCUGAUUAAUAUGCAUGUGGAUUGUGAUUUGGUUGGGGAUAAAGAAAAAAAAAGUCCUCAUUACAUUUUCACAGGAGUCAAGCCAGGGUCUGAACUCAAAAGAAAUAAUUUCAAAUGUCCAGAAGACAAAAAGAUUCUUGAGAAGAAGAGUGAAGCUUUUGCCUCUGAGACACAUGUCAAAAAGUCUUACAAGGUAUGUGACUCACCUUUUAGCCAAAUUUCUUUUGACCCCAUGGUCUUGGAAGACUCAGCUUUCUGCCAUGAAACUGCAGAGGAUAAAAUGUGUGGGAAGAGACCAGGGAAGAGACACCCUAGAGACAGGGAACUUGUUUAUUCCACUAACACUCAGAGGAACUCAGAGGGGGGAAAAAUCAUCUCCAAAUGUGCUGGGAAUGCCCCCAUGAGAAUUGCUGUUUCACCAGGUUACCAAGAAACUGCCCCUGCUUCCUUUAAGACAGGUAGUUUGCCUAGAGGCUGGCAAAAUGCCAACCACCCAGACACCUCCAAUGGCAGUCACAUGGCAGAUGACCACAGAGACCCAAGGGGGGUGACAUCAUCCACCCUAUGUAGCCCAGGGGUAACUCUGGAGAGGAGGCAGGGCAGAAAGCACUCCCCAGCAAACCACAGCCUCCAUGUCUCCUCUCCUUGGAAAUACAGAGCAGAGUACAAACAGGAAGCUAGUAGCGCUCCCAGAGAGGUUGUUGGAUCUUUGUGUGAGACUUCAAGUCUAAGAAUCAAACAUGAUAAUAUGAGUGGGAGGCUGAAGUCACCCAUUGAAGACACUGGCAGGCUUUUCAGUGCCAAAUUGGAGCAGCUGGUUAGCAGGACAAAUUCCCUUGGGAGAACCCCAAACGACUUUCCAAUUCUGGAUAGAGGCAGUAGCAACACCUUUAUGAGCUCUAAGGGGAGCUCUAAGGGAAAUAUUGAAGGAGUUUGUAAGGGAGGUUAUAAAGGAAACAAUGAGGGACAUUGUACCUUACCAAGGGCUAGCAAGAGCCCCAGGAAGAAUCCUCAGUCUCACCAGAGUCAUCACUUCUUCUCCUUUGAAAACCCUGUAACUCAAUCUUCCAAGCAUACCCAUUACAAAAUCUCUGCUUUUGGGAAACUUAAGAUGGCUACCCCCAAAGUCUGUCAACUAACUGCCCCCAGCAUCAAGAACCUCAAUCUCUUCCACGAAGGCCUGCGGCACUCCAUCAACCAUAGCGCCAGUUUUUCCCCAGACAGUAAAACUAUUGGCUUUGAGGGGACAUCCUCCUUUCUCUCCUCUUCCCCUCCACGGUCUUUUCACUCGAUCAGUCGGACUCCAAGCCUGAGCACCACAUGUUCAUCCACAAAAUCUGCCAUCCAGGGGUUUGUCAACGGCCGGAUCUCAGACCUCCUUAAGGAAAGGCCCUCCAACCCGACCUCAGGAGAAGUGGACCAAGUUACCUCUUUUCCCUCGCCAUACAGUCGGGUGACUGCUCCCCGCAUGCCUGAUCAUCUGAGUGGGCAGGCGAGUGACACCACCAGUGUGUUGAGUGGCGAUUUGCCACCCGCUAUGGGGAAGACAUCCCUGUAUUUCUCUAACAGAAACAGUGUGAUCAGCAGUGGAUAUGACAGCAUGGUGAGGGACAGUGAAGCCACAGGCAGCAGCAACUCAAACAGAGAUUCUGUUAGUGACAGGAGUGGCUCUCUCCUUAGUGUGGCUCGCAGCUGCAGAUCAUCUCGGAGGAAGGGCAGCACAGGUACUCACCAACGUCAUCUUUCCCAUGAUACAGCCCUGUCUCUGAGAUGCUCGGCUAGUGGUCUGCGGUCUCUCCGGGCCGAUCGGGGGAUCCCAGGGCCCUACGAGAUAAAGGUCUAUGAGAUCGACAAUGUGCAGAGGAUGCAGAAAAGAGCAGGGCCCUGCAUGCUUCAGUGCCAAGCUGAAAUUUUUGGAGCACCGUCAGCAGAGGAUCUCAGCAGUCCAAGCCAAAUACAACAACCUGAGGAGAGAGCUGGAGCAGGCCAAACACAACCUCAUGCUGGAGCCUGCCAAGUGGAACCAAGAGUUCGACUUGUGGAAGACAUUCGAGGUGGACUCCCUGGAGCACCUGGAGGCCCUUGA
Molecule: messenger RNA, 5472 nt
Organism: Xiphias gladius (swordfish)
Lineage: Eukaryota; Metazoa; Chordata; Actinopteri; Istiophoriformes; Xiphiidae
Product: kinesin-like protein KIF26B
Exons: 15
Coding region: 1-5472 (1823 amino acids)
Biological process (GO): microtubule-based movement
Molecular function (GO): microtubule binding; ATP binding; microtubule motor activity
Source: RefSeq, a predicted model, not a curated record